CCGGUUGCGAAUGUAAACAAAACAAUGCAUUGAAAAUGCCGAAAGCCACCAAGGAAAAACGAAAUCCUGGCCCAUCCACCUACCUAGACGUUUCAAGAUUGCCGUUAAAGGAACUUAACAAUUUGUGCAACGCUAAUAACAUCAACAUCAAAUAUGGCAAGAAAGCAAAAAUUAACAUCCUUUCAAAUAAACUUUCUAUCACAACCACAGGAAAAAAAAAAGAACCUGCAGUUCCACACUUAGACAACCACAAUUUAUCUAAAGAACAGCUGAUUGAAUUCCAGACCCUUACUCCUGCCCACCUGGCAACUUUGAAGGAAUGGACAAAAGAUCUCGAAAAAAUUCCUGAUGUGGAUGAAUCUAUUGUCAAAAAGUACUUGUGCCAGACUAGGGUCAUUGGUCUAUCAGAAGAACGAAUGUAUAAAUUAACUAGACCCUAUCAGUUGAAAGACUUUGUACAUUCAAUGCUCAUUCAUACCAGUCCAGCUCCUGGCACAUCUGACAUGUCUGAGAAUACAUUUAUAGCUGUGCAGGCUCAGUGUAAUGCAUCACAAAGUUCAUCCAGUGACGACGUGAAGGUGGUGUUCGCCAUACUGGAUUCAUUAACUGGCCAGCCUCAUGGAGGGUAUUGUACAUGCACUGUUGGCUUCUGUCAGUCAUGUGGCCACAUAGGUGCAGUACUUUUCCAGUUAGCAGAUCUAGUGGCAUCAGGGUUUACACAGCUUCCCAAUGAUCCAUCAUGUACAGACAAACUUUGCCAGUGGACCAAUCCCAAAGGUUCAAAUGUGCCUCCAAAACGUUUGGAUGACAUCAGGGUGAAGAAGAAGGCAAUCACCACUCAACGCAGAACACUUGACGAAUACGGGGCUAAUGUUUUGCCAUCAAUGGUAUCCAAGCAGCCUAGCUCUCAGUUGAUCCUCAAGCUCAGGGACAAUCUUUACCAAGCAACGCAACACCUUGGACAGCAUGUUCCUGCUGUCAAUGUUUUAACACCAGAAAACUUUAGUGACAGCAGGAAUCCUACACCACCACCUCUUACUGUACUCCCAGACAAAGCAGAUGCUCUUGAUCCUGCUAUACUUCCAGCAAGGGUAGAAACUGUAAAAACAAAACCUUUGCCAAUUGCAUUACACCAGGGUUUAAAUUUUUCUUUUUCUGACGAUGCACGCGCUGAAAUUGAAGACAUCACGAAGGGACAGAGUAAUAAUGUUGAAUGGUUUAAACAGAAGAUGGGUAGCCUUGGUGGCAGUAUAGCUGGACAAGUCUUGCGCCAUGAAAGAGGGGCUAAAAUAUCCACUGAGCGUCUUGUGAACCAAGUUAUGGGCUACAGGUAUCUUCAAACGACAAAACCAAAAAUGGCUAACAAAGCUAGUCUCAAAUAUGGCAUUGCUUCAGAGCCAAAGGCCAGAUUAAGGUACACAAAGCAUGCAAAACCCCAACACAGAGAUUUCACUGUGCACGAGUCAGGGCUUGUUGUUCAUCCAACAAAGUAUUAUAUAAGGGCCAGCCCCGAUGGUAUUGUAUCUUGUUCAUGUCAUUCAAGGAAACUCCUUGAAAUAAAGUGUCCAUCCUCAGUCAAAGACCUGGACAUAGCAACAGUGCUCGGGGAAAAUAAGUUGAAAUAUCUUGUCAAGAAUGAAAAUGGCACUACUGAAUUAAAACAACACUCUUCAGAUGGCUAUUAUGCUCAAGUUCAGACUGGAAUGGCUGUCACAGGAACAGAAGCUUGUGACUUUGUAGUUUACACAAAGUGUGACAUGCUUGUUAUUACGGUGCCUUUUGACACGAAGUAUUGGGAUGAUGAGCUUGAACCAGCAUUAACUAAGUUUUUCACAAAAUACAUUGUUCCGUUGAUUGACAGGCAGGGCAGUGUUGAUGAAGAAUAAGCUAGACUGGAGUGUUAGUUGGCAAUCUACUACUUCGGUUAGGCACUCAAAAACAGGUGUUAUUGAAUGGUCAGGCGCUGAAGAUCAGCAAGUUAACUAUUUCUUAAAGGGACACUUAUGCCAUGCUUUUGAAUGGGACAGAUUUGAAAUCGAACCAGCUGUCAAUAUUUACAGAUUUCAAAUUUGGUGUGGGAAUUGUAGAUUUCUAGUCAUAAUAAUCUUUGUUGUCAAUUACUUUCUGAAUUCCUGUAAUGAAUGGGAUCACAGAUAUCUAGUCAUAAAAUUUCUAUGUACCAGAUUUGUUGCGGUGAGAUUUGUUGUUUUGGUCAGUGUUCACAAUUAACACUCGUAUGUGUGGGAAUUGUAGAUUUCUAGUCAUGAUAAUCUUUGUUGUUGUCACUUUCUGUAUUCCAGUUCAUAGAUGAUUGGGAUCACAGAUAUCUAGUCAUAAAAUUUCUAUAUGUACCAGAUUUGUUGUGGUGAGAUUUUGUUGUUUUGGUCAGUGUUCACAAUUUACACUUGUAUGUGUCUGAGUGACAAAUAUUCAUGUGUCUGAGUGAUUUAUUCAUUCUAUUUAGAAAAAUGAAUAAAAUCAGAUUUUUAAAA
Lineus longissimus is the source of this 2492-nucleotide messenger RNA. RefSeq lists its product as uncharacterized. NCBI's taxonomy places the organism in Eukaryota, Metazoa, Nemertea, Pilidiophora, Heteronemertea, Lineidae. The record is from RefSeq and is a predicted model, not a curated record. The transcript is spliced from 4 exons. Gene Ontology annotation, molecular function: zinc ion binding. The coding region runs from base 36 to 1886 and encodes 616 amino acids.